Messenger RNA from Spirodela intermedia, 2003 nucleotides. The record is from the annotation of a GenBank genome assembly. NCBI's taxonomy places the organism in Eukaryota, Viridiplantae, Streptophyta, Magnoliopsida, Alismatales, Araceae.
AUGGCGAGCUGUGCCUCCCCUUCUACGGCGGCGGAGAGCAAGGCUGCGAGAUUCGACGGCGCCGUCGAGGCGGCCGGAGCGGCGGCGACCCAGGAGGAGCACCAACACCGGGAGGGGUCCCCGGCGGCGGCGGAGAAGCAGCACCCCAUGGCGAGGCAGUCCUCGCUGCUGUCGCUGACCCUGGACGAGAUCCAGAGCACCAUGUGCGAGCCCGGAAAGAACUUCGGCUCUAUGAACAUGGACGAGUUCCUCACCAAUAUCUGGACCGCGGAGGAGGGCAGCGCCAUGGCCAGCGUUAAAGAAGGGGGCGGAGUGGCUGGCGGCGCCCCUGCCGCCGCCGCCUGCCGGGAGGGCGCUUGGGACCCCAAGGACCAUGCCCCGCCCGUUGCGCUGCAUCGUCAGGGCUCCGUCUCCCUCCCGCCGACCCUCUGCCGGAAGACGGUGGACGAGGUCUGGUCGGAGAUCCAGCGCGACCACGGCCACCACCACCACCAGCAGGAUGGUCCGGCAGCGGCGGCGGCGCCGUCUCAGCAGCAGUACCAGCAAUCGGGGAUCGUCCCCCGGCAGACGACCUUCGGGGAGAUGACGCUGGAGGAUUUCCUCAUCAAAGCCGGGGUGGUCAGAGAAGGCGGCUGCAUCCCCUGCUCCUCCCCGCAGCGGCUGAGCCCCUUCUCUCUCCCCACCUCGCAGCAGCAGCAGCAGCAGCCAGAGCAGCAGAACCAGUACGGAGGCUUCCCCAUGGUGGGGAUGGGAUACGGCGAUCACCACCGCAACCCCGCCGCCGACGGGGUCUUCCACAGCUUCCCGCAGCGGCGGUACCAGCAGCAGGUGCCAGUGGGGAACGGCUACGCGGGCGGCGGCGGCGGCGGCGGGAGGACGAACAAUGGCCGCGCGAGGGUGGGCUCCCCGGGGAGCCCCGUCUCGUCGGACGGCUUCGGGGGGCAGUGGGCGCAAGUCGGCGGCGACGGGUCGAGGGCCGACGGGGGAGGCGGCGCCACCGGCGGAGCUACAGGGCCCACGGGGAGGAAGCGGGUCGUCGACGGGCCGGUGGACAGGGUCUUCGAGCGGCGGCAGCGGCGCAUGAUCAAGAACCGCGAGUCCGCCGCCCGGUCGCGAGCGCGGAAGCAGGUAAUACACCGCCGGUCGGCGGCGGAAAGGAGACUCUUUUCUGUGUUUCGGGUUUUUUGACGGCGAACUCCACGGGCGUGGUUUCUCAGGCCUACACGGUGGAGCUGGAGACGGAGCUGAACCAGCUGAAGGAGGAGAACGCGCGCCUCCAAGAAGAGCAGGUAAGGAAGACGACUACCCACGAACAGACGAGGAGAGUCGACUGGAGACACGCUGACUAAACAUCCUUCUUUCCUUGAUUGUUUCUUUCUUCUUCUCUGGUGGGGCGUUGACAGCGGAGAUUGGCGGCGAGGCGGCGGCAGAUGGUACGCGCGGCCGCCGUCGUUUCUUUCUUUCUUUCUUCCUGUUCUGGUGAAGAGCUGGAGAUUUUUGGGGUUUGCAGGUGCUGGAUGCGAUGGCUGAGAGGGCCCAGGUGAAGACGGGGAGGAGCUCCAAGGCACUGAGGCACUGCAACAGCUGCGUCUGGUGAUCCUGCUCAUCUCUCUUUCUCUCUUCCUUCUCUCUCUUCUCUCUCGUCUCUCGUCUCUCUCCUCUCUUUCGCGAUGUGCAGUGGAGAGCGCUGCCGCUUUCUCCCCGUACGCUUAACAUUACAACCAGGCUCGAUCAGCCCUAAGGCCCAUAAUAACAUCACCUGCAAGCUCUGCCACUCCGCCUAAACAGCUCUGCCACAGUAAAUGCGAGCGACCAGGUCCUCUCUCUCUCUCUCUCUCUCUCUGUGAUUCCCAACGCUUCGAGAGGGAGAGAAACCCGGGAAAUUAAUAAGAGAGCCCUGGUAUCGUCUCGGGGAGUCAACACAAUCCCCCGCGGAUACAAAAGUCAACGCCUGUGUGACUCAAAGGUCGCCGCCGCCGCCGCCGACGCCAAGAAUGCAUUGA